Molecule: messenger RNA, 3736 nt
Organism: Durotheca rogersii
Lineage: Eukaryota; Fungi; Ascomycota; Sordariomycetes; Xylariales; Xylariaceae
Exons: 2
Coding region: 162-3500 (1112 amino acids)
Biological process (GO): regulation of mitotic cytokinesis
Molecular function (GO): GTPase activator activity
Source: RefSeq, a predicted model, not a curated record
CAUUUCCGGACCCUUCCGGCACCAGCUUUCUGCACGAGCCUUGCCAAUGUCUCGAUGAACAAUGGUCACGAGAACGUCGUAUAGAGUCGAGUCCUCUUUCCUGCGCCUCGAGACCGAAGGCUUCUCUCUCUCUCUGCCCAUCUAACGCCCGCCCCUUGAAGAUGCAGGCCGUUCCCAGCCUUGUUGGAGCCGGCAGUGCGAUUGCUGCGGCGGCAACGGGUUUGGCCUUCGGCCAGUUGGCCGAAGAACAACCACCUCCGCGCCCAGACUCGAGGAAGAGGAAAUCGAUAGCAGACAAAGAUUUUCUUAAUGUAUUCAUACCGUCGCGGCCGGCAACCACGAACUCUGCCCUCCCUACGCCCGCGCUUCUAAGCAACGACCCAGCCCAGCAUCCGGAUCACCUGCUUCCCUCGGCCAAUGCGACAGGCGAACCACGAGUCCUUCGGCGGCUGUCUCAUACCCAAAUCACGUCGACGAAAUCCCCUCUUGCGCGCUACCCGUCCAUAAGGCAGGCCGAUUUUGCACCCGCUUCCCCGAUCGCCGAAGACUCGGGGGAUUCCGUUUCCUCGAACGGAUCGUGGAUACGGAGGUUUUCGAUACGCCCACGAUCCCAGCACGAAAGCCCGAGAUCGAGUGUGGGCCCCGACUCGCCUUCGAUCACCUUCUCGCACGGCUCCGCGGCACCGAUCCUAUCACCGUCGGGGCAGACGCCUGCCCAAUUACCUCCGAACAAGCUGGUCAAGCGUGCAUCGGCCGUCAAUGGGACGAACAAUACCUCUCUAGUACGGCGAGGACCCAGGCCGCAGAUGACCCUGCGAAGGCCAGCUACAAGUCAUCAGAGAUCGGCUACGUUGCAUCAACAAAUCAACACCGAAGUGCUGUCAUCCUCCUUAGACGAGGAAAAUCGUGCCGGGGGUCAUACACUCGGUAGCACGGCCGAGUCCUUCUUAAGUGCUGCUGCCAACGGGUUGACAACCUGGAAGUCAUUUUGGCACUCCCGCAUAUCGCGCAGUGUAGCCAAGUCCUCCCCGCUAAGGGGCCGCGACGGCAAUACUCCUCCUCCUUCCGGCGUGAAGCGGAUCUGCGUAGAACAGCAAGGUCAGCCGCAUGUGCAUCUUGUGACGCCGAACUUGCUCACCGCAGGCAGCUACACCUUGGAAGAGCCGAGAAACUUAACCCCAGAGCCGGGUAUUCGUACCAACACGGACAGCAGCCCGCAAACUUCGAACGGUUCUUCUCUCUCCCCCGAUAAUACACCUUCUAGGGAACCUCGGCGUUCGAUUUCCAUGCAUUUCAGCCCACCUCCCACCUGGAUCUCCAAAACUGGGAGCCUUCGGCGCCGUAAGCGCGGCGAGACCAUAGCCGGAACUCAGCGGCACGUAUCUGCACCGACCCCGACGACUGCAGAGCCGAUGGAGGCUGGUUGUCAAGCCAGCUAUCAGAAAACUUCGAGCGGUACGGAGGAGACUGGGCGCGUCGGGUCAGAGCUCAUUACUGGUCUCCGUCCCCCAAACGGCCGACGGAAUUCUUUAUCGCCUCUGCCGCCAAUUUCCCGACUUUCCAGUUUUCAAAUCGACUUGAGCAAGCUAGGCUCAUCGUCUACCGCCGCCCAAGGCAAACCCGAAGAGUCCAUGGGACCUAUAGCUAAUUCGAAUACGUCACACACACGGACGUUCGAGCGAGUCCCUACAGGUGCUAGCUCCGAGUAUCACCGUGGGUUCACUUCUUGUGAUGACGACGAUACUGACUUCAAGACGGAUACCCCAUUUGAUUCGCUACGAACAGCGGCGUCGGGACGCAGAAGGACUCUCGAUAGCCCCCUGGGAUCGAUGUUUGAUGAGUCACCACCAAGCACAGCUGGCAACAAUAACAAGCCAAAGCGACUGUCGAUCCAAGAGAUCCUAGGUCCGUCCUUCGACCUGGGGAACAGAAUCAUGGAGGAAGACGAAAGCGUCGCCACCCCUGUCCGUAGGGCGUACAAGGACGCCGAAGCGCGAUUCCAUAGCACGACCGUGCAGGGCAGGGAGUUCAGUUACAGCUCAGCUUCUCCCAAUUUCGCCUCGCAAGAAGAUAGCAGCCGGCUUUCUCUAGAUGACGACGACGACGAUCUCGACUGGGAUAAGGAGGAUGACAGCGGAAUUUAUAACCAUCUUUCUCCGCCGGGCUCGAUGAACUCACGUAAGGGCAGUCCAAAUCUCCGAACGGCGUUGGGUCAUAUCAAUGGCAAUGGAAGACGCAACGCCCGCUUUGACACGGCUAGCGAGCGGCCUCGAAGUACGGUCUUUGACUGGACAGAAGCCGUCGCUCACGAGAAGAUGGAUGGGGAUGGCGGCUACCCGAGACCGAAAACGGUUCACGGGAAGCACGAGACCGAUAUGAGGGGCGGACGUACCGCGAGUCGGAAGGGUCCUAUACCCGUCCACGUGAGAAGCCAAAGCGUCCCUGUCGUCCCGGAUCAGCCCGAUACCGCCAAGUCGGUCCCUAAAUUUGGAACCUGGGGGCUGGGCCAGAAGAACGCGAGCGAGGAUUGGGAUGAUGAUUUUGAGUUCGAGGAAGAGGGAGACGAUCUCGGGCACGUUGCCGAGGGAAAGGAUAGCCAGUUUUCGAUGAUCGUCCCUGCGUCUAUUCAAGCUACUCAGCCUACGGUUAAGGCUCACUCCGGACAGAUCCGGGAGCUCUCUCUCCUAGUCAACGACCUGAAGCGACUAUGUCGGCUGGGUCGCGAAAUGGACAUGCUUGGCGGAUCCUCUGCCGGGCUCUGGCAGGAAGCCGAGGGUAUUAUCACCCUUGCCUCACCCGACGAAGACCCGGCAGACGCAACUGGCUCUCAAGAUACCCCCGACCCUUUAGACGCCGGCGAAGAUUCUAUCGAUCCUCGCUUCGUUGACCACGGAUUCGACGGAAGUUCCCUCGACGAUUACGGACCGUCCAGAGUGACCUUGGACCAACGUACCACCGUGGCCCGUGAACGUCCCCAAGGUCGACGCCGCUCCGUCUUCUCUCCGGAGGAUGAUAUUUUUGGGGCCUGGGACGAGGCCGUCAACGAACUGGCGCCUGACCCACCUCAUACUCCGGAGAAGCAGAUCUUCGGCCCCGAGUCGAAAUCGGUCAACGGUGCGAAAUCCGUCAUGGAAGCUAUGCAAUCACGGCAACCCAGACCGGGCAUAGACCGUGAACGCAGUCACCCCUCCGCUGGAAAGGUCAACUUCGAUACGAAUAGCCUCAAAGAGCUAGUGAAGCGAGCGGGCGAUCUACGAGACGGCCUAUCCGACCUCAUCCGGAAAGUGGACCCGGUCACGCAAAGCCCGGCACGGACGCCGAGAAACACGAGACCUGACGGGAGUCCUGCUUUCACGAAGGUCUUCGACGAGCCGCCGUCCAGUCCUACGAAACGAAUGCCCCAUAGCCACAGCAGCAGCUCUGUGCUGAGCAGCGGCUCCGUUGGCACAUCGCCGUCCAACGGGCUCAGCCAGCGCAUGCAGAUGAUGACGGUCAGCUGAAAAGAUUGGCGACUACGGGAUGCACUACCGAUGAACCCCCCUGCCCGUCCCUCUCCUCUACGGAGAGCCGCAUAUAGGUAAAGGCGACAUAUUUGAUUUGCAUAGCGUAGGGUCGGCUCGCUUUUUGCUUUCUUCGGUCGCUCUAAUUUGCAUACACGGAGGAACCUUGGGCUUUUGUCCAACUGCAUGGAGGGAAGCGUCGUAUCGGCAGACUUAAUUCAAUAUUGCUCUACUCG